AACCCUAAUUGGCAUAGCAUAGCCCGGAGUGUAGGUGGGGCGUGGUGGAAAAUGGCAAGAAGGGCGAGUGGGAGGUGGCCACGGCUGGCUGCAAUAUAAAUAUAACUCUGAAGCCACCACAUAAAUGUAUUUAAGUCUUCUUCUCAACCAAGCUCUCUGCGACCAGAGGCCGAGAAGAAAUAGCUUUGAGAAACAGGACCAAAUCACUUUUCUUAGCCUUCACGCCUCCAUUACACCUCUCUCUCUCUCUCUCUCCGCCAUUUUCUCUUCUCUGCAUUCUCUGCAGUGAAACCUUCCGAAACGAACUUUUUUCCUCGGGAAAACAGAGCAGCUUCACAAAGCCACAAAAUAAGGGAGAGUCGUAAGGAAACAGAGCACGCUUUCCCGGUCAUUUUCUUUUCUUUUCUCGCCUUUUCUUGGGGUUGUUUCACAUGGGUUCUUGCAAAAAGAAAGGGGGUAAUCGUCAGAAAACCUUGUGGAUUCACGGGCCAAUCAUAGUCGGCGCCGGACCGUCCGGCCUGGCCGCCUCGGCUUGCCUCAAGAACAAUGGCGUCCCCUCUCUGAUUCUCGAACGCAGCGAUUGUUUGGCUUCUCUGUGGCAGCAAAGAACCUACGAUCGCCUCAAACUCCACCUCCCCAAACACUUCUGCGAGCUCCCACUCUUCGGUUUCCCGGAAAAUUUCCCCAAGUAUCCCACCAAGCACCAGUUCAUAUCGUACGUCGAAUCCUACGCCGCCCACUUCGCCAUCGAGCCGCGGUUCAAGCAAGCGGUGGAAAGGGCAGAGUUUGAUCCCAAGAUUGGGGUCUGGCGGAUUCAAACUCAAGACUGCGAGUACAUUUCCCGGUGGCUGAUCGCCGCCACCGGCGAGAAUGCCGAGCCGGUGGAGCCAGAAGUUCCCGGGUUGGAGCGGUUUCGCGGGCAAGUAAUCCACACCAGUCGGUAUAUAACAGGCGCCGAUUACCGGAACCAGAGGGUUUUGGUCGUUGGCUGUGGUAAUUCCGGCAUGGAAGUAAGCCUGGAUCUUUGUAGACACAAUGCAGCCCCUCAUAUGGUGGUUAGAAACACUGUGCAUGUCCUGCCUAGGGAGAUGUUUGGCUUCUCCACUUUUGGAGUAGCAAUGGGGCUGCUCAAAUGGCUGCCUCUAAGACUAGUGGACAAGUUCCUCCUACUAGCGGCCAACUUCAACUUGGGCAACACAGACCGGCUAGGCCUCCGGCGGCCUAAAACCGGCCCAAUUGAGCUCAAGAACGCCACCGGCAAAACCCCGGUGCUCGACAGCGGAGCCCUCUCUCAAAUCAGGGCUGGUAAGAUCAAGGUGGUGGAAGCUGUGAAAGAGAUCACAAGCAAUGGAGCUAAGUUCAUGGAUGGGCAAGAGAACGAGUUUGAUUCUAUAAUCUUCGCAACUGGGUACAAGAGCAACGUACCCAGCUGGCUCAAGGGGAGUGAAUUCUUCACAGAGGAAGGGUUGCCAAGAACACCAUUUCCCAACAGCUGGAAAGGGGAGAAUGGGCUGUACACUGUUGGGUUCACAAGAAGAGGCCUUCUUGGCACUGCAUUUGACUCCAUUAACAUAGCUAGAGACAUUGCUGAUCAGUACUGGACCCUUGAAAAUACCCAUAAAAAGUUACUGCAAUAACACAGAAGAAGAAGAAGAAGAAGAAAAGAAAAUGGAGAUAAAGUUGGGCUAGAUUUCCUGGGGCUGGAAUUUCAUGGGCUUUUGUAUUCUUCACCAAGCAGAACCUAUCUAUUUUAGAAUCUAACUUUGGCCUUUUCAUUUUUAAUUUUUUUUUGUUUCUUUGUAAAUGAACCAAUUUUGCUUGGGGGUCUGCUUAAACUUUGUACUGAUCAUGAAUGCUUUCUUAGCUUUUGUAUCAUACAAAUCUUGAAUAGAAUGUUAACCAGCUUUUAGUUUCCCUUCUCUUGGUGUUGA
Molecule: messenger RNA, 1931 nt
Organism: Diospyros lotus (date-plum)
Lineage: Eukaryota; Viridiplantae; Streptophyta; Magnoliopsida; Ericales; Ebenaceae
Product: probable indole-3-pyruvate monooxygenase YUCCA4
Exons: 4
Coding region: 432-1637 (401 amino acids)
Biological process (GO): auxin biosynthetic process
Molecular function (GO): N,N-dimethylaniline monooxygenase activity; flavin adenine dinucleotide binding; NADP binding
Source: RefSeq, a predicted model, not a curated record